UGUCCAUCACGGCGCACUGAGGAAAUUACACAUCGCAUUCAUUCACUUCCAUCCAUGCGUGCAUGCAGGGCAAUCAUGCAUUCAAUUGCAUGACUGUACUGUUGUCACGUCAUCAUCUGAGCCGCGUGUUAAAUGUAUGUAAUGUAAAUGUACUAAAUCAAUAUGUGACCGCUGCCAAAUAGGCGGGACUUCCUUCCGGCUGUCAGCAGAGUUGGGCUGUUUAUCUCGGUGCGUUCACGCUAACAGUGCAGCGGUCAGAUAGCGAGCUUUCGGCACACGAUGCAUGGUCAUCUUCUGCGUGGAGGUCUGGGCCCUCUGGCCCUCUUGUGGACCCUGACGGCACCUUUAGUUUCCCUCCAGGACUUGACAGAGCGCCCCAAGCUGCUCCUGGUGUCCUUCGAUGGCUUCCGCUGGGACUACGUGAACCGCGUUCCCACGCCAAACUUCCACAUCCUGAUGGAGGAAGGCGUGACGGUGGAGCAGGUGGAGAGUGCGUACAUCACAAAGACCUUACCCAACCAUUACAGCCUGGUGACGGGCCUCCACGCCGAGACGCACGGCAUCGUCGCUAACGAGAUGUUUGACCCGGUCCUCAACCGCUCCUUCUCCAUGGAGACGGACAGCAUCUAUGAGUCCCAGUGGUGGGAGCAGGCGGAGCCCCUGUGGGUUACCAUACAGAAGUCUGGCGGGCGUAGCGGCGCCGCUAUGUGGCCCGGUUCCGACGUGACGAUCCACGGAAUGUUCCCUACUCGGUACCUCCCAUACAAUGCCUCAGUUCGCUUCGAGACCCGGGUGGAGCACCUGGUCGAAUGGUUUUCUGCUCCUGACAAGGAGGCGGUGGAUUUCGGGGUCCUGUACUGGGAGGAACCUGACGAGAGCGGGCACGAUUUCGGACCAGAGAGCUCCCUGAUGGACGGUGUCAUCGCCGACGUGGAUGAGAAACUCGGCUUCCUGCGAAACGAGCUGAAGAAGGCGGGCCUGUACGGGAGUGUCAACCUGGUGGUGACCAGCGACCACGGCAUGACGCAGCUCUUCGCCCAUAAGAUCAUCGAACUAGACGAGUACGUGAGCAGAGACCUUUACACCUGGGUGGACAAAAGUCCCGUGGUGGGAAUACUGCCCAAAGAAGGGAAGCUGGACGAGGUGUACGACAAGUUGGCCGACGCCAACCCCUACAUGGCGGUCUACCGGAAGGACGCCAUCCCCGAACGCCUCCACUACCGCCAUAAUGCAAGGAUCAUGCCCAUCCUGGUGGAGGCUCGGGAGGGAUGGACCAUCGUGCAGAACAGGAGCACGCCGCUCAUGAUGGGAAAUCACGGCUACGACAACACUCUGCGCAGCAUGCAGCCCGUCUUCCUGGCCCGCGGCCCGGCCUUCCGCCAGAACUAUGUAAAGCCCACCAUGCGCUCUGUGGACCUGUACCCUCUCAUGUGCCACAUCCUGGCUGUCCCGCCUCUGCCCAACAACGGCUCCCUCUCGAAUAUCCGGGACCUGCUGCACCCGGAGCCCACGGCGUCCCCGCCCGGUGUCCCCACCCCCCCGGGGCCGGCGGGGGCCUCCCACUUCCCCGCGGUGGUUGGCUUCCUCCUGGGGGCGAUGCUGGUUGUGGGCUUCCUGGUGGUGUUCGUGCGGCAGGUGACGCUCAAGCAGCUGCCGUCGCUCAAACACACCAGUAGGGAGAUGUCGCAGCCUUUACUGCAAGAGGACUUGCACCUGUAGCCGGAAGCAAGCAGAAAUGCUGGACUUGUACCCCCACCUGGAGGAGGUCCAAUCAGAAGCAGGUGGGGAAGCUGGUCCCAGUGUGGAGGCUCAACUUCUGGUGGUAGGACUUUAAAAUCUUUCUGUGAAGCUUUGCGUGGCUUUACUUUGACUGUGAACAGGGUUCAAAAUGGGUGGAAAAUUCCCAGAAAAUGUCUGUAAAGUAUCGCUAAAUUUCCAUAGGAAGCUAAGAUAUGGAAUUUUGGGGAUAUUCCAAACUGGAAACGUUCCAUGAGAAUUAUUGGAAUUCACUGGGAAUUGAGCGCAAUUUUAUGGAAAAGUAUCGUAUUCAAGGAUUCAUCCAUGAAAAAUAGACAGCUCUCCUUGCCCACAUGUGAGGGCAUUACAGUACCCUAAUUGCUCCAUUUUUUUUCACUUGAGCGGCGGUGGCUCGAAAGCUUGCUCGUACCUCCUAUUUUGGCUCGCUGCACAAAGGGGGGGAACAAAAAAAAAAAUACAAAAUUAUAAUAAUCGACCAAGCGAUGGCUUGUAACAAAAACCAUGAAAUCUGGUUGUUUUGGUCAGGACUAAGCUAAAAUAUAUUUUCCACAACUAUAUUCCAGUUCCCUUUUAAGAGCCAACCUUCAAUGUAUUAAAUUCCUGGUUUAUUCCUGUUAAUUCCCAACUUUGAAAAUCCCCAGAAUUUUGCAACCUUAAUUAUGAACCCUCUAACGUCAUCACAUUGUGUUCAUACUACUACCUAUGUUUGACAUCCAAGCCCAAUGUGAAGCUUUUGUUAUCUCGUGCCACUUUUGCUCAGUGGAAAACAAGACAAAAUGUGUCCAUUUGUUGCCACAACAGCAGCAGCCCCUUUUACACAGCCUGCAAACAUGGGAUUUUUCGAUCUUCUUUUUCUGUUAUUCUGUAUAAAUGGCACCCAAUGGGAGGAUGAAUUGGAAGCAAAAUUUGAAAAUGUUCUGCCUUGUGAGGUAGUAUUAGAGCGUAAUUGUAUUCUGCAAAAUUUAACAUCUGACACUCUCUUCUCCCACCCUGUUGUGGUGAAAGCAAAUUUAUACAUUACCAAAUGAUAGCCUCAAAGUCAUCUAAUUAAUUGACUGCGGGAUGCCGUGUUGUUGUGAAACAGUUGCUUCAAUGUCCCGCUAUUGUUUUGUGCUGCGUGGAUAAAAGCCCGAUCUUCUGUUACAGCUCUGAUGCGGCCAUUUUGUGGGAUCUCUGUGUGGAAAAAGGAAAGUGUUUUAAGGCCUAAAAAGUUAGCGCUUUUGUGCAAAAGGCUUAAAAAAACAAACAAAAAAACAGUAUACUUGCAACUCUUAGUGUUUCCCAGUGUUGUUGUUUUUUUUAAUAGUAAUAUGAAAAAUAUCGCUAUCAUAAUGGUGCGCCUGAGGGCCGGGAUUCUGAAACACGGCGACGACUUUGAGACAAUUUCUCACAAAAAUAGUGUGAGGUGUGGCAAAGAGCCCAGGAAAGAAAUUUUCUUCCUAUGGAAAGCCGUUUGAACAUUUAUUUGAUAUCUAUCUAGCGCAAGGUCCAUGUACAAGUUUGGGGCGUCAAACUAAUUUUUGUCACGGGCCACCUCGUAGUUAUGGUUUCCUUUGAAGUGCCGUUAUGACUGUGAACCCUUAUAAAUGUAUGAUCGGCUCAUAAUAUUACAUAUACACAAUGAAUUGAUUGAUAGCUAGUUUUGAAAUCAGAACCCAGUAAAACAAAUUUUGUUCAACUAUUAUUCAGUUUAUUUUAAAAGGGGUAUUUGUAAGGAAAAAAAAUGCUUGCAAUAUUACUGAAACUGUUCUCAACUGCCUUACCUGGUUAGUCUGGUCAGUUGGAAAAAAAUAAACUACAACUACUAGUGAAGUGCUAGAUGAUAAUGUCGUAUGCAUUUGUGAACUAGUGGACCGUUUUGCCUCACCAGCAACGUAGCUGUCUUACUAGUAGGGCUGUCACUACCAAAUCUUUUUAGAAUCAAUUAUCCUAUAGAUAUUUCAUCGAGCAAUCGUCAUUUUCAAAACUAUUUUUUGUUUUUACGACUAGCAUGCAUUUUAUUCUCAUUUAUGAGGGCUAGACUUCUAUCCUUAAACUUUAUGUCGGUACUGAGUAUAUGGUAUAAACUCUCUACAGAAUUUGAGACAACAAAAUCAGCCUUUGCUAAACGAUUUAGCAUUUGCGAUUAGCAUUAGCACCCUAGCAAUGAUUAUUUUAGGUAAAAAAAAACAAACACCAAAAAACGCUAACUACCAUAAGCUCACUUAGACAUGUUAUAUGUACAUUACACAUCUAAUAGUGUCUUAAAAAUCACUUAUAGAUGCUGCUUUGUCGUUUUUGGCAAUGUUUUUCACUGGCCCAACAGGACGUCCGUCUACAACAAAUGUCCGUGCGCUAACCAUGGACGGUGGCCAAAUGGUUUCUGUCAGUGCAGAUUGGGUCUGAGCGGCACAAAUAUGCUUUUGCGAAUAUUUUAUAUUGCCUCGAGGCAGAAACGUUCGCCUCAAACAAUUUUUGUGGUCGACUGAUUUUCUUUUUUUUGUUUUUGCACAGCCCUACUUACUAGUAGGAAUUGUCUUACUACUGGGGACAAAGCGUGCACUACUACUACGUGGAUGUGAAGAAGGAUAUUAAGGAUGUGGGAUAAAUGCUCAAACGGCUUUCCAUGUCCUCCUUUGUUUGAAUGUCAGCCGGCGAGCGCUCCUACCUGUCAAUCAUUCCAUUCAGCAUCGCUAUGUGUCGUACAGUCUUUGCGUGUGGUCUGUCCUUUUAGAUAUCUAUGUGGGUGGAAUGUGAAGUGCAGUUUUGCCAUCGUGAGUAUUUUCUCUCUCUGGAAGUUUUUAUCCUCUUUGCUUUGGGCUAGAAUUGUUCCUGCUAUUUGCACUACAUGACCGACAGGGGGCAGUAGGUUACAGUAUAUACUUUGCACUUCAUGUUGUAGUAUUAAACAAAAACAAACAAAAAAAGAAGUUAGGUGCCUCUCGCCAAAAAGCUUUUAAAUCAGCGUAGUCACAAAAGUGUUAGCAAUUUACUGACAUUUGUAUUUUUCUUGUCUUUAUGGCUUUCAGAUUAUUGUUGCGCUAACAAGGUAGCUGAGCACCCCAAAAAUGACACUGUGAUGUAUUGUUUUUAAAUUUCUAUGAUACAUUUUCAGAUUGAAAGAAAAAGUGUCUUGUUGACAGAUGAAUGAACACACACGCACACACACACGCACACACAAAUGAUUUGUUCAAAGAAUGAUUGCCAGAUGAGUUGCAUUUGUGAAAUGUGACAAACUUGGUCAAGAAAUGAACUGUAUUUGCCAUGUUAACAGGAUUAAAAUGCCUUCUGAGUUAAAAGGA
Phyllopteryx taeniolatus (common seadragon) is the source of this 5039-nucleotide messenger RNA. RefSeq names its product ectonucleotide pyrophosphatase/phosphodiesterase 5 (gene enpp5). The record is from RefSeq and is a predicted model, not a curated record. The coding region runs from base 280 to 1719 and encodes 479 amino acids. The transcript is spliced from 4 exons. NCBI's taxonomy places the organism in Eukaryota, Metazoa, Chordata, Actinopteri, Syngnathiformes, Syngnathidae.